GUUUUGUGUUACGAGCGGAUGAGCGAAGGAACAGAGGAAGGAGUGGGAUGCUGAGUGGGACACUCAGGUAGUCCUUUAAUCUGCCACAAUGGGUGAACCUCAGCAAGUGAGUGCCCUCCCUCCUCCUCCGAUGCAGUAUAUUAAAGAAUAUACAGAUGAAAAUAUUCGGAAAGGCCUGGCCCCUAAGCCGCCUCCACCUAUUAAAGAUAGCUAUAUGAUGUUUGGGAACCAGUUCCAGUGUGAUGACCUCAUUAUACGGCCCCUGGAAAGUCAAGGCAUCGACCGUUUGCAUCCCAUGCAGUUUGACCAUAAGAAAGAACUGAGAAAACUCAACAUGUCUAUCUUGGUCAAUUUCUUGGACCUCUUGGACAUAUUGAUAAGGAGCCCUGGCAGCAUAAAACGAGAGGAGAAGCUGGAAGACUUAAAACUGCUGUUUGUUCAUGUUCAUCAUCUGAUAAACGAAUAUCGGCCCCACCAAGCCAGAGAAACACUGAGGGUCAUGAUGGAGGUGCAGAAACGUCAUCGUCUGGAGACUGCUGAGAGAUUCCAGAAGCAUUUAGAGCGUGUUGUUGAAAUGAUCCAGAACUGCCUGGCCUCUUUGCCUGAGGAUUUGCCACAUUCAGAUGGAGGGAUGAGGGUAAAAUCUGAACCCAUGGACACAGAGGACAACAGCAAUUGCACUGGGCAGAAAGAGCAGCAGAGAGCAAGUUCUAGCAUCAAGAAGGAUCAGGUUUUGGAUAAAGAUUCUUCCAUGUGCAUGAUUAUUGAUGAACUGACCUGAAAAGAGGGCCUUGAUAUUCCCUUUGUUUCAACAUAGUAAGACCUUGUGAAUAAGACUGAAACUGAUGCUAAAGAGUUUGAUACACCUUUUUCUUCUAUGCUGCCUUUAUAUAGCAAUAAGCAAUCAUGGGAUAUAGUCUGUAAGAGACAGUAAACCAAAUGAUGUAUUUUUGUAGCUUUUCAGUGUGUACUUUGUUUUUUUAAAAAUUGUCUUUAAAGAAAAAAGUAUAAUAGCUUAUUGUUCUGCUGGGGGGGGGGGGAUUAGGCCAUGUCCAUUGUUCACUAGUACUAAACCAUCACCAGUCAUUUCUCAGCUUCCGUUGUUAACUUCUUUUAUUCAUGCAUGUGAGAAAUGCUGUAAUGAAUUUGAAUCUCUGCUGAUUGUUCUUUGUUGUAGGCAAAGCCAAACAAUAUGCUGCAAUAUUGCAGAAGUUGUAUCUGUAUACACAGUUAUACAUAAUUACAGUUAUAUAUCUGUAAUUUCAGUUAGAAAGCAGCCAAAUAUGGGUACAUUAGUUGCCAGCAACAGUACUUCUGCACGUAUGAAGAUUUUGGUGUUUAAUUUGAACUUUAAAAGAAAAAUUAAAUAUUGGUUGUCUGUUCAAAAGACUGUACUUAAAAAUAAUUCAGUUUUGAUACAUAUCUGUUGUGAUUUCUUUGUGUCUCCACACCAGACUAGCUUGGAUCUUAGAGGAUGAACUCUACCAUCUUCAUGGGGCUGCACCAUGGCUGUGAAAAACCAUCUUCUGUACUGCUUACUCUGGGAACAAGAAAGUUGACUUACUAAGUUUACAGUGCAAUCCUGUGAAGAGUUGCUCCAAUCCAGGCCCACUGAUUUCAGUGGGCUUAGACAGGACUAACUGCAUAGGAUUCCACUAUUAAUGACAGAACUUGGCAAUUAAACAAGGACACAAGAGUGAGUGGCAAUGUUACAGUUUUUCUUAUGUGUCAUCAGUGAUCUAACAGAAACAUUGUUGCUUUGCUGAAGGUGCCACAAUUCAUUUUUCUGUGCCCAGCUAUGCUAAAGAAAGUCAUUUUUAAGGUCAUACCACUCUUUGACAGCUAUAAUUGUUGUGUAUGUGAUUUCUAUCCGUGAAAUACUUGCAACUGUUUGGGUUUAAUUGAAAGGCCUUGUGUUAAUUUGAGUGUAUUAAAUUUCUACAAACUUCAGUUCCUAGUUUGCCAUUAUUCUGCUGUUAAGGGUUCUUUUAUACAUGCAACACAUUAUGCCCAGUGAUGCUUUUUUCUGUGAGACAUUGAUAGAGAGCAGCACUUCGGUAGCAA
Molecule: messenger RNA, 2064 nt
Organism: Gekko japonicus
Lineage: Eukaryota; Metazoa; Chordata; Lepidosauria; Squamata; Gekkonidae
Gene: MED7
Product: mediator complex subunit 7
Exons: 2
Coding region: 89-781 (230 amino acids)
Biological process (GO): regulation of transcription by RNA polymerase II
Cellular component (GO): mediator complex
Molecular function (GO): transcription coregulator activity
Source: RefSeq, a predicted model, not a curated record